Erinaceus europaeus (western European hedgehog) is the source of this 3880-nucleotide messenger RNA. RefSeq names its product hepatocyte nuclear factor 4 gamma (gene HNF4G). Bases 348 to 1574 code for a protein of 408 amino acids. Gene Ontology annotation, biological process: regulation of transcription by RNA polymerase II; anatomical structure development; cell differentiation. Gene Ontology annotation, cellular component: nucleus. Gene Ontology annotation, molecular function: nuclear steroid receptor activity; zinc ion binding; nuclear receptor activity. The record is from RefSeq and is a predicted model, not a curated record. NCBI's taxonomy places the organism in Eukaryota, Metazoa, Chordata, Mammalia, Eulipotyphla, Erinaceidae. The transcript has 13 exons.
AGCUCCAGGAGCAGCUCCACGCAGGAGACAUUAUGAGAAACAAAAACAAAUCAUUCCAUAGAAAAAUGAAUAAAGGAAAGACACUGAAAACACUUCUCCAACAUCCAUGAAGCAUCCUUAGUGCAAUCUGUGAUGUGCUCAUAAAGUGCCUGAGCCAAAUCCCAGGGCCCCAGGCUCAAUAGCAGAGCAUGUGCUCUAUUUGGGAGAACCAGUGAAUGAAGUCAGGCUGAGAUAUUGACACUCUAGAAAAAACUGACAGCCUACACCACGUAUUGAUUCUACUCUUCUCUACAAAUAUAGACUCCGCGCCCUACCAGUCUUAUAGUUCUGCCCCAGAGACCACAAAUAUGAAUGCCACAGACAAUGGUGUCAACUGUCUAUGUUCUAUAUGUGGAGACAGAGCAACAGGAAAGCACUAUGGCGCAUCCAGCUGUGACGGGUGCAAAGGCUUCUUUCGACGCAGCAUACGCAAGAGCCAUGUUUACUCCUGCAGGUUCAGUCGGCAAUGUGUUGUUGACAAGGACAAACGAAAUCAAUGUAGAUAUUGUCGGUUAAGAAAGUGUUUUAGAGCAGGAAUGAAAAAAGAAGCUGUACAAAAUGAACGCGAUCGAAUAAGCACGAGAAGAAGCACAUUUGAUGGCAGUAGCAUCCCUUCUAUUAACACACUGACACAAGCUGAAGCUCGUUCUCGCCAGAUCUCAGCAUCAAGUCCUGGUGCAAGCACUGACAUAAAUAUGAAGAAAAUUGCAAGUAUUGGUGAUGUUUGUGAAUCUAUGAAGCAGCAGCUCUUAGUCUUAGUGGAGUGGGCUAAAUAUAUUCCUGCCUUCUGUGAGCUACCACUGGAUGAUCAGGUGGCACUGUUAAGAGCUCAUGCAGGGGAACACUUACUGCUUGGAGCAACAAAGAGAUCCAUGUUGUACAAAGAUAUUUUGCUUUUGGGAAACAACUAUGUUAUUCAUCGGAACAGCUGUGAAGUUGAGAUCAGUCGUGUGGCCAAUCGUGUUCUAGAUGAGCUGGUUAGACCAUUUCAAGAAAUUCAGAUUGACGACAAUGAAUAUGCUUGUUUGAAGGCAAUUGUAUUUUUUGAUCCAGAUGCAAAAGGGUUAAGUGAUCCAGUAAAGAUUAAAAAUAUGCGCUUCCAAGUACAGCUCAGUUUAGAGGACUACAUUAACGACCGGCAGUAUGACUCCCGGGGUCGGUUUGGAGAGCUGCUACUGCUCCUGCCCACACUGCAGAGCAUUACCUGGCAAAUGAUUGAGCAAAUACAAUUUGUUAAACUUUUUGGGAUGAUUAAAAUUGACAACCUACUGCAGGAAAUGCUCCUGGGUGGUGCUUCCAAUGACACUAGCCAUUUCCAUCAUCCAAUGCAUCAACAUUUAUCUCAAGAUCCAUUAAAUGGACAAACUAUUCUUUUAGGUCCCAUGUCAGCACUUCCUCAUCCAGACCAAAUCUCAACUCCUGAAACUCCACUGCCAUCUCCACCACAAGCUUCUGGACAGGAACAGUACAAAAUAGCUGCAAAUCAGGCUUCAGUCAUUUCACACCAGUCUCUCUCCAAACAAAAACAGUUGUGAGAUCAUUAUGUUUACUUCCGAAUGGCACUGUGUAAAUGUGAAAAGCUUCUUGUCUUAAAAUUUCUCAGGAUAGUACUUUUGGCAAAAUCUUAGCUAAGGUUUCUUUGUGGUGCUGCUAAAAGAUAUCCUAUUUUCUUGUUUAUAUGCUCAAUUUAUUUGUUGCUCUAUUGUUUAACAUCUUCAGUUGCAACCAAUGUACAUUGAAGUUUCCCUGUUUUCUUAUAAUAUUUUUCCUAGCUUCCCUUGCACUGCACCUGAACUGAAUCAAUCUCUUUUACUAUUUUCAUUGUCUUAAUGUUAAUUUAAAUCUGUAAAUAAUUGCCUUAUCAUGAUAUAAAAUUGAAUGUUCUUUUUUGACUAUUACAAAUCAGAAGUCUCAGGUUAAUAUAAAAUAGACCACAUUUUUAUAAAGUUUAAGCUUGAAAAUUAGAAAAAUAAAAUAAUUCCUAUAAAAAUGGUUAUUCUAUUGAAGAAGGAUCACUUACACAUAUCUGGUGGCUAGCACAUCUAUUUUUGACGCACAAUUAAAUUUGCCAAUCUUUACCUCAGGAAGCUAUGAUGUAUUUUAAUGAAUGUUGAAACAUGCAUUUCCAUUUUGUAUACAACAGCAUGUUCUAUAAAAUGAAACUCUUAUAACAGUGGCCCAACAGAUUUUUUAAAAGUAUUUAUUUUAGAUUGUUGUCCGACAACAAUCUAAAAGCAGUCAUGCAUAACGCAUAGCACAUUCUUAUAUCUAAUUUCUGGGGAAACUGGGAGAAUAGUUUUUUUAAGUAAGUUUUAUUGUGCCAACUAAAACCCUAUAAGACUAACUCGUGUCACAUUCUCACAUCUAAAUUCUGGGGAAACAGAGAAUAGUGUUUAAGUAAAAAGUACUGUACCAACUAAAACCAUACAAGUCUGGAAGACUGAAACUGGAGACAAUUUAGUCAUCUAUCACACAAGUGUUGCUUUAUUUAAUCUGCAUAACCAUUUGAAAGAGGUGUGACUGUGUUCUUUUUAUAAAGAAACCAUCAAUUUAGCAGGCUAAAGAAAUUCAACCAAAGCUGAUGAACCUAGAGCAAGAGAGUCAUGUUUAAGCCUGCUUCUAACUGACUUGUAUGAAAAUAAAUCUUUGACAGGGAAUGAAAAAUGUGUUUUUUACUGUGGUACUUAAGUAGAUAAGACGAUUGAGUACUAUCUAUUCACUGUUACCAUGUGACACACAUUCCCAGAUAAGCAAUCUGUGAAGAUUUGUUGAAGUUACAUUGAAAAUAGUCACAAAUACAAAUCACUAAUUUUGCAGAUUAGAAAAAAAUGUAACAUCCAGGUUUACUUCUGGUUUUAGAAGUGCAGACUGUUUGAUAUCCUCAUGAAGCAAGUAGUAAGUCUCUCUCUUGCACACACUCUCUCUCUCUCUCUCUCUCUCCCUCUCUCACACACACACACAUUGCAAAUUUAUUUACUGAAAUGAGGGGGAAAAAAGUUGAAUAAUUACCAAUGCUAUAAAGUAGACCACCCAAAGCUGCAAGAAAAUGAUUUAAAUUAUACUUUAAAUUUUUCUAAGAUUAUGAUUUUAUAAUGUUAACUAAUUUACUGGUUCUUAAAGUCAAUUUGAACUCAAAAUAGAAAAGUGAUAACUUAGACAUUAUCAUUGAUUGAACCAAAUCAAUAAAAUUCCUUCAAGAGCUGGUACUUUUGUAAAGUGUAAAAUAUAUCUGAAAGGGUGAGAAAUGUUUUUAAGUACAUUUAAAAAAUAUAUAUAUAUUCUAGUUUUUCUAUUUCAGGAAUAAGAAUAUUUUUGAUUUUUAUAAAUAAAAAUAAUUUUUGUAGGUUUCAAAUUACUUUGUGUUCUCAUAGAAGAUAUUAAAAAAACUCUAAAUGAAAAACAAAACUUAUUUUUUUGUGAACCCUCAACUAGUGUAUCUGGUACAUUUUUUUCAAAACAGCUGUGCUUUACAAAUUAUUUCUAGCAAUUUUGUUUUAAUAACUAUGGUCAGGGAAUUUGUAAUAUAUUUCUGUAUAGUUAACUGCCAAAAGUACUGGACAAAGAAGAAUGGGUGUUUUCAGUGUAUUUUCAAAAUAUUGAUAAGGAAAGUUUCUGCUUUUACAUAGCACAAAACUUCCCCAGGUAACACAAAAUGAAUAAUUUAUUGUUGAAUAGCAAUUCAUUUUAUAAAUGUAAAAUUAUUUUUAUAAAUUUCUUUGUUGGAAAUCAAAACAAUUCUAGAUUAUUAAAUGCUAAAUUAUAGUGAGAUUAAAAUAUUGCUAAACUGUGAUACCAUGUUGUUUACGGAACUUUCUAAAUAAAAAUUAAGUAAAAAACUAAA